AUGGAGAUUAAGCUACUAACGUUAAUGCCUUAUUAUGCCCAGGUUAAUGGCCAAGUCGAAGCGGCCAAUAAGAUCGUCAUUGGUUUGAUCAAGAAACAUGUAGGGAAGAAACCAAAGAAUUUGCACAAGAAUUUAGACCAAGUCUUAUGGGCAUGUCGGAGAUCUUCUAAAGAAGCAACGAAUAGUACUCCAUUUCGGUUAAAUUAUGGACAUGAGUCUGUAUUUCCUGUCGAAAUUUAUUUGCAAUCACUCAUAAUUCAAAGGCAGGAUGAGAUUCCGUCCGACCAUUAUUGGAGUAUGAUGUUGGAUGAAAUGGUCGAUUUGGAUGAAGAAAGGCUAGCAACGCUAAAUGUCUUAAUAUGA
This is a messenger RNA of Lathyrus oleraceus (garden pea), 363 nucleotides long. RefSeq lists its product as uncharacterized. The transcript has a single exon. The coding region runs from base 1 to 363 and encodes 120 amino acids. Gene Ontology annotation, molecular function: nucleic acid binding. Lineage: Eukaryota; Viridiplantae; Streptophyta; Magnoliopsida; Fabales; Fabaceae. The record is from RefSeq and is a predicted model, not a curated record.